AUGACUGCUCAAAAGGUGGAUAUAGGUUUCCUAGAAGAAAGAGACAAUUGGCUUUUACAUCCCAAAUUUUUUCCAAGUAAAGUAGGAGGAAAACCAGCAUGGUUGGAUCUUAAAAAUUUACCGCAUCCAAAUGAAUUGACUUGUAAAAAGUGCAGUGAACCUUUAAUUUUUCUUUGCCAAAUUUAUGCUCCCUAUGAAGAACGUACAGAUGCAUUUCACAGGACAAUAUUUCUGUUUGUGUGUAGGAAUGGUGUGUGCUGCCAAACAAAUGCUUCAGAUAAUUUCUUAGUUCUGCGUUGUCAACUAUCACGACAGAAUGACUAUUAUUCACAUGAACCUUGUGAAGAAAUAGAGAGUCAAGCUUUUUCAAUGGAUAAGUGGCCCAACUUAUGUAAUGUAUGUGGAACUAGAGCUCCUUCACACUGCGCUAAAUGUAAGAAAACUUACUACUGCAGUCGUAAACAUCAAGUUCUUGACUGGCAAAAAGGACAUAAAGCAAUGUGUUCCGAGUUACAGACAUUGGAUUCAUAUAAACCCAACAAUUUUAAAGUUACACAAGCAGGAAAAGCCUUGUUAUUCAAGGAAUGGGAGCUUAUUGUUGAUGAGGAAGAUGAGGAUGAUCCCAAAAAUGUUGAUGAAAAUGAGGAAAUGGAAAAGUUACGAAAAUUAAUGCAAGAAAAGAGAGCAGGUACAUUAAGUAAUGUCAGUGAAGAUGAAUUGGAACAAUAUACUAAAGCACAACCUGAAGACAAGGUUUUUAAUAAAUUCAGUAAAAGAAUCAAUAGACAUCCAGAUCAAGUACUAAGAUAUGACAGAGGGGGUCAACCUCUUUGGAUUACUUCUAAUACUGGUAGCUGUGUUGAUGAUAUUCCCAACUGUCAGUACUGUGGUGGCGAAAGGCAAUUUGAAUUACAAAUAAUGCCCCAGCUUCUAAACUUUAUAGAUGUUGGUAUAGAACUAAACAGCAUUGACUGGGGUGUACUAGUAGUAUACACUUGUAAAUCAAGUUGCAAUCAGGGGCCAGCUUAUAAACAGGAGUUUUUAACAAAACAAGAUUUGUCAAACUAA
Molecule: messenger RNA, 1068 nt
Organism: Arctia plantaginis
Lineage: Eukaryota; Metazoa; Arthropoda; Insecta; Lepidoptera; Erebidae
Source: the annotation of a GenBank genome assembly